AUGCUUAUAUCUUGUGUAAAUGCAUAUAAUCUUAGAAAUGCAUUCGAAGAAGCACAAUCUUCAGGUGAAGAUGCGGUUUUGAGACACCGAGCUGACUUAAUUGCAGACUUUGAGACUCUAGAAAAACCGCUUGGGAUGCCACGUGAAGAUAAACGUUACAUAUAUUAUAUAGGCAAAAUAGAUGAUCAAAAUGAGUGGCUAGCCAAAGCUGCAGAAUAUCGAUCAACUCAUAAUGCCUUGCUUGGUGAAGAA
Molecule: messenger RNA, 252 nt
Organism: Dentiscutata heterogama
Lineage: Eukaryota; Fungi; Glomeromycota; Glomeromycetes; Diversisporales; Gigasporaceae
Source: the annotation of a GenBank genome assembly